GCCAAACGGCGCGGUAGUUGGCAAGUACUAGCUAGUAGUGUGCAAUUAAAAACGAUACCAACUGUCAGAUAGAAAAUAGAAAAAAAGGGUACUAAUUGUGUUAAAAAAUAUUGUCAAAAAUGGCUGCUUCAACACGGAUUUUUACAAAGCUCUUAGAUGGAGUUAGAAUAGCUGGACCCGCAUUCACAAACAAGUCUCGUUUAAUGAGCUCAAUCUAUGAAGAAACAAGAAAAAACUUAGUGCUAACUAGAGACACAAAAGUGAUUUGCCAAGGUUUCACCGGCAAACAAGGCACAUUUCAUAGUCAACAAGCAUUAGAUUACGGUACAAAAAUCGUUGGAGGUGUAUCACCCGGCAAAGGGGGUAAAACACAUUUAGGCAAACCCGUAUUUAAUUCAGUGAAAGAGGCUCGUGCCGCAACUGGUGCCGAUGCUACCGUCAUCUAUGUACCACCUCCAGGUGCUGCAGCAGCCAUUAUGGAAGCAAUUGAUGCUGAAGUGCCCUUAGUCGUUUGUAUCACAGAAGGUAUCCCUCAACAAGACAUGGUCAAAGUGAAAAAUCGUUUACUUCAACAAAAUAAAACAAGAUUACUUGGUCCCAAUUGUCCUGGUAUCAUUGCACCGGAUCAAUGUAAGAUUGGUAUCAUGCCUGGACAUAUUCACUGCCGUGGUCGUAUUGGUGUUGUAUCCCGUUCAGGAACCUUAACCUAUGAAGCGGUACAUCAAACUACACAAGUUGGCUUAGGACAAACAUUAUGUGUUGGUAUUGGUGGAGAUCCUUUCAAUGGAACCGAUUUUAUUGAUUGUUUAGAAUGUUUCUUGCACGAUCCAGCCACGGAUGGUAUUAUUUUGAUUGGAGAGAUUGGUGGUGUAGCCGAAGAACAAGCUGCCGAAUACUUAUUACAACACAAUUCUGGUCCAAAACGUAAACCAGUUGUUUCAUUCAUUGCUGGUUUAUCGGCACCCCCAGGUAGACGGAUGGGUCAUGCUGGAGCUAUCAUAUCUGGGGGCAAAGGUGGUGCACAAGAUAAAAUUAAUGCUCUCGAACAGGCAGGAGUAGUUGUUACCAAAUCACCAGCCCAGAUGGGAACAGAAUUGAUAAAAGAAAUGAGACGUUUAAACUUAACCAAGUAAACGCCAAUACCUAAGAAACAAAAAAGUAUUACCUAAUAUAAAUAAAUUAACAAAAAAAACUAAGAAAAUCAAGAAAAUCUAUUGA
Molecule: messenger RNA, 1218 nt
Organism: Chrysoperla carnea
Lineage: Eukaryota; Metazoa; Arthropoda; Insecta; Neuroptera; Chrysopidae
Gene: Scsalpha1
Product: succinate--CoA ligase [ADP/GDP-forming] subunit alpha, mitochondrial
Exons: 3
Coding region: 120-1133 (337 amino acids)
Biological process (GO): tricarboxylic acid cycle
Cellular component (GO): mitochondrion; succinate-CoA ligase complex (ADP-forming)
Molecular function (GO): succinate-CoA ligase (GDP-forming) activity; succinate-CoA ligase (ADP-forming) activity
Source: RefSeq, a predicted model, not a curated record